CGUUUUGGCGCAAGGCCUGGGUGAGAGGCCGGAGGCAAGCGCCUAAAGCGCAAGCGAGGGAAAUAUGCCGCAGGAGCAGGGGCCGCUCAUCUGCCCCGGCCACUCUCGGCCGGUAGCGGGCAUCGAGUUCUCGCGCGAGACCGAGGACGGCGUCUUUCUCAUCUCCGCGUGCCACGACAAGACAGCGAUGAUCCGCUCGGGAGAGACGGGUGACUGGAUCGGGACGCUGGAAGGGCACAAGGGCGCGGUAUGGGGGGCGGCGCUCAACCCGCCGGCGACGCACGCCGUCACCUGCUCGGCCGACUUCUCAGCAAAGGUGUGGGACGCGCUGACGGGUGACGAGCUCUACACUCUGCAGCACAAGCACGUCGUGAGGUGCGCCGGCUGGGCGCCCGACUCGACGCGCUUCGUGACGGGCGGCAAGGAGAAGCACCUGCGCCUCUUCGAGCUCGGCGAGGCUGCGCCCGCCGACCCACUCCUGCUGCAGGGGCACACCGCCUGCGUCAAGGUGUGCCACUUCAUCGGCGACCGGCAGACGCUGCUCUCCGCGGGCGAGGACAAGACGAUGCGCUUGUGGGACCUCCGCACCGGCAGCACGCAGCGCGAGAUCGAGUUCAGCGGCUCCGUCAACUCGGUGGAGCUGACGGCGGACGGGCGGAUCAUGACGGUCGCGGCUGGCACCGAGGUGUCGUUUUGGGACCUGACGUCGUGGCAGUGCCUCAAGCGCUUCUCGCUGGGCGUAAUCGCGGCGAACGGGUACGGCGUCAACUCGGCUUCGCUGCACCCGAACCGCAAGGCCUUCGUGGCGGGCGGUGGCAACUUUUGGGUCUACCAGCACGACUUUGAGACGGGCGAGGAGCUCGCGUGCAACAAGGGCCACCACGGCCCCGUCUACGGCGUCCGCUUCACCCCCGACGGCAAGGCCUACGCCUCCGCCGGCGACGACGGCACGAUCCGUUUCUGGAACUUUGCGCCGCCCGAGGACGGCGCCGCAGCCGACGCCACCGCCGCAGCCGCAGCGCCUGAGAGCUGAGUCGAGGCCAGGCCUGCUGCGGAGCACGCGCCACGCUGUAUGACGGUACGUAUGGACUGGUGUCGAGGAAGAACAAACUAGU
Messenger RNA from Emiliania huxleyi CCMP1516, 1115 nucleotides. RefSeq lists its product as hypothetical. The record is from RefSeq and is a predicted model, not a curated record. Gene Ontology annotation, cellular component: SMN complex. Lineage: Eukaryota; Haptophyta; Isochrysidales; Noelaerhabdaceae. The transcript has 4 exons. Gene Ontology annotation, molecular function: RNA binding; protein binding. Bases 65 to 1033 code for a protein of 322 amino acids. Gene Ontology annotation, biological process: spliceosomal snRNP assembly.